AUGAUGACGGCGCGGGAGAUUGAAGGCCUCAUUGCGGAUGGCAGGUCCAUCAUCAUCAAGGACCAGUACGUCCUCAAGGUGGACGCCUGGAUGAAGUACCACCCUGGUGGUGAUAAGGCCAUCCAGCACAUGGUCGGCAGAGAUGCCACAGAUGAGGUCAACGCUCUUCACUCGCCUGAGGCUCGGGCCAUGAUGGAUAAAUAUAGGAUUGGAAAGAUCAACUACCGGUGGCAGAACAUGCUUCCUCCCAUACAAGGCGGUCUAUUUAGAAACUGGGCCGCAGCCGACUGUGACGCAGAGGACUCAUCAGGCUCGAGCCAGGCCAGCUCACGAUCACCCUCGCCUGUCUUUGAUACUCCCGAGCAUGGUCGUCAUUCCCUGCGCAGUCGCAGGGUCGGUACCGUGUCGUCGCCAUCUAUGCGGCCCUCCUCGUCAACAUCGGUCACCUCGGCCGAAGAGGACGAAACACUUGACGGCAUGAGCCUCCUGGACCGCAGGACGAUGCAGGAGAUCAAGCAGGAUAUGGACAUCUAUCCCGCCCUCGAUGCCAGCACGCAAGAUCACAUCGUCGACAAGUACCGGCAGCUGAACGAGAGGAUCAAGGCCGAGGGUCUGUACCAGUGCAACUACUCUGCAUAUGCCGUCGAGUGUUGCCGGUACACACUGAUGUUCAGCCUGUUCCUGCUGUUCCUGAGCUGGAAGUGGUACGCCACCAGUGCCUUCUGGCUCGGCUGCUUCUGGCACCAGCUAGUCUUCACAGCCCACGAUGCAGGCCACAUGGGCAUCACCCACGGCUUCCACACUGACACGGUCAUCGGCAUCAUCAUCGCCGACUUCCUGGGCGGCCUGUCCAUUGGCUGGUGGAAGAGGAACCACAAUGUCCACCACAUCGUGACCAACUCGCCCGAGCACGAUCCGGACAUUGAGCACAUGCCCUUCUUCGCCAUCUCGCAUCGAUUUCUGACGGGCCUGCGGUCCACCUACUACGAACGGAUCAUGACGUACGAUGUCUUCGCUAAGGUUAUGCUGCGCGUGCAGCACUACACAUAUUACUUCAUCCUGCUGUUUGGCCGAUUUAACCUGUACCGCCUGUCGUGGGUUUACCUCCUCGGUGGCCAGGCACCCAGCAGGGGGCCGGCGUGGUGGCACCGCUGGCUCGAGCUGGCAGGACAGGUCUUCUUCUGGACCUGGUUUGGCUACGGGGUGGUCUACAGGUCCAUCGACAGCAACUGGGGUCGCUUCGUCUUCGUCAUGAUCAGCCACAUGGUCACGAUGCCGCUUCAUGUACAGAUCACGCUGUCGCACUUCGCCAUGAGUACGGCGGAGCUGGGUCCUGAUGAGUCGUUCCCACAGAAGAUGCUCCGCACCACCAUGGAUGUGGACUGCCCGCAGUGGCUCGACUUCUUCCACGGCGGCCUGCAGUUCCAAGCCAUCCACCACCUGUACCCGCGCAUCCCGCGGCACAACCUGCGCGCGACGCAAAGGCUCGUCCAGGAGUUUUGCGAGGACGUUGGGAUCCCCUAUGCGCUCUACGGCUUCGUUGGCGGCAACAAGAAGGUCAUUAGUCGGCUGGCAGAUGUCGCAAGGCAGGCAGCCAUCCUCUCCAAGUGCCAGCAGGUCCUCGCCCAGAGCGACGACCCGUUGCAUCAUCACUGA
Messenger RNA from Cryphonectria parasitica EP155, 1656 nucleotides. RefSeq lists its product as uncharacterized. The record is from RefSeq and is a predicted model, not a curated record. Gene Ontology annotation, molecular function: oxidoreductase activity, acting on paired donors, with oxidation of a pair of donors resulting in the reduction of molecular oxygen to two molecules of water. The coding region runs from base 1 to 1656 and encodes 551 amino acids. Gene Ontology annotation, biological process: lipid metabolic process. The transcript is spliced from 3 exons. Gene Ontology annotation, cellular component: membrane. NCBI's taxonomy places the organism in Eukaryota, Fungi, Ascomycota, Sordariomycetes, Diaporthales, Cryphonectriaceae.